GUGAGGACUGGGACGAAAUGGCAUCUAUGGAGAAACGGCUGCAGAAGGAACUGCAGGCACUACUGAGGGAUCCACCUCUUGGUGUAACAGUAGAUUCUGACAAAACUAGCCGUAGUCUCUCAGAGUGGACGGUUGAUUUAGAAGGAGCUCCUGGAACUCUGUAUCAAGGGGAAAAGUUUCAACUUGCUUUCAAAUUUGGUCCUAGAUAUCCAUUUGAAUCCCCACAGGUUAUAUUUACUGGUUCCAACAUUCCUGUUCACCCACAUGUCUACAGCAAUGGUCAUAUAUGUCUGUCUAUACUCACUGAUGACUGGUCCCCUGCUCUCUCUGUGCAAUCCGUGUGCCUUAGUAUAGUCAGCAUGCUGAGUAGUUGCAAAGAAAAGAAAAGGCCACCAGAUAACAGCAUUUAUGUGAAAACAUGCAGCAAAAACCCCAAAAACACCAAAUGGUGGUACCACGAUGACACAGUAUGAUGGAGCAACUCUUAAUUGUAAGCAAUGAUAAAAAAGAUGACUGUGAAUAGAAGUGAAAGCUGAUGGGCUGAGCAGGAGGGUGUCAGGAGAGAUGAUGGAAUGGAGGAACCACUUGUGACUUACAACUGCUAUACAAGGACAUCAGGGAGUAAAAACAUUAUAAACUGAUGUUUUUUUUAAUCAAAAACUGCAUGUGGUCAAACGUUAUAUUGUAAGUUGGAUGAAGUUAAUUAAAGGUGCAGAAGUAACAUGAGGCAGUCAGUAAAAAAGCAACCAGAACAUACUUUUACAAGGAACUAGUGUUGUGGCUGUACUGCUUUUGUUUUAAUCUAAAGCAUAAGAACAUUUCUGUAUCUAGAAUUAAUAUUCAGGAAAGGAAAGGAAAUUUAUGAAUAUGGCACAUAUCAAAUAUUUGUUGAAUGCAGGAUAGGUACUAGGACAGUUGAGUUUAUAUAUAUGACAUAGGGUGCUUCAGCGCGGCAUUUAUAUUUGAUAAUGAGAAUUUGAUAAGGACUAAUUUAUCAUUUUUAGGCUAUAUUUUAUUUGUAUGAUUAUGAAUAUCUGCAUAGUACCUUCAACAGACAAUAACUAUAGCUAUUUGUUGAGAAGAGUCCAUAUCUUUGUUGUGUUUGACAUGCCCAGGCAGAUUAUGUGCAAUUUUAGGGGAAUGUCUCCUUGUGGCAUUAAAACAGAACAAUUUCACUUCAUAGAAAAAAUUCUUCAUUCAUAGAUAUGAAGAAUAAAAUGUUGUUAAAAGUAGGAAUGUUGCUUUAACAUUUUAAAGGUUUUCAGAACUUAUGUUGGAGAUGACCUUUGAUUUACUUUGAUAAGUGUAAUAACUGCUGCUAUACUUGGCUGGAUCAGGUAGAGGUAGCUUCCAUCUUUUUUACAGAAAGAAUAAUGGUUAAUAGUAAAGUCAAUUUGUGGAUUGUUUUGUUUGUUUGUUUAAUGUUGCAUUGUUUAGUCAUUAUCUCUAACUUUUUUCCCCAUAGAACUGAAGCUGGUUAUAUACUUCAAGUAUUAUAUGUCACAGCUGUCACUGAUAUGAAUAUGCAACAUAUAUCAAUUGCUUUGCUUUUCACGUGCAAAAAUCUUCAUUUUGGGUAUAUUAAUACCUUUUGAAAGCCAGAUAAACUGCAUGAAUAUGCACUGCAGAGUUUUGGUUUCAUAAUGAAUAUAAGCUAUUAGUUGUGAUAACAUUUAUGUGCAUUAUAAUUGAUGUUUCGUUGCUGAAGCUGUUUUUUCUUGCAAGUUGAACAAC
Messenger RNA from Lingula anatina, 1734 nucleotides. RefSeq names its product ubiquitin-conjugating enzyme E2 W. Lineage: Eukaryota; Metazoa; Brachiopoda; Lingulata; Lingulida; Lingulidae. The record is from RefSeq and is a predicted model, not a curated record.